Xyrauchen texanus (razorback sucker) is the source of this 4646-nucleotide messenger RNA. RefSeq names its product apical junction component 1 homolog. Bases 270 to 3458 code for a protein of 1062 amino acids. NCBI's taxonomy places the organism in Eukaryota, Metazoa, Chordata, Actinopteri, Cypriniformes, Catostomidae. The transcript has 2 exons. Gene Ontology annotation, biological process: cell-cell junction organization. The record is from RefSeq and is a predicted model, not a curated record. Gene Ontology annotation, cellular component: plasma membrane; apical junction complex.
GAACGCAAGAGGGAUGCAGUCACACCCCCUUGUCUUAUCUCAGCACGCCCCUGAGACCCGUGGGCGAACAACAAUAUUUAAGGAGUUUGAUGCCGCCCACCCACACCAGCUAAUAAAACAAGGAGAUUACAUAAUCACUUAAAUAAAUAGUCGCUGAUUAAAGAGUUGCGCCCAAAGUAUCCCCAGAUUAUCAGCAGGAUCUGGAUCUCAACUAUGGAUGAAGACGGAGACACCAACUGAGGGGAAAAAAAUAAAGGGGUCCAUUUAGGAUGACACGUACAGAUUCCCCUGAUAUAUUAACAUCAACUUUGUAUCAAGACAUAAAAAUUAGCCCUAACUCUGGGCUCUCACAGUAUUCUGUAUCUUCUAAACAAUGUGAUUCUCAAAUGGUUGGCCCACUGGAUCAAAACUUUGAAACCAUAAACAAAAGACAUUGCCGUAGCUUUGAUUUUAUUGAGUCUUUGGAUGAGCCAAAGACUUUUUCCUCAUCCAUGGAGUAUCCUUACCGGUCUGAUCAGCAAACAAUAAAUAAGGAUGUAGUGUGGAAUGGCAUUGGACAGUGGGGACACUUACGUUAUUCCUCUCCGGAUCUGUUCAAUUCAAGACUCUUCCAGCAACAAAUUAGCACAGACAAAGGCAAUGACACAGCAAGGACUAGUGUUCAUGGUAAGCCUCGCUCAAAAAGUGCUCCAAGAGUUAGAGCCACCUUGACCCCUGUACCCAUCACAGUCUCUCUACCUGCAACCAUGAGGCGUCGAUCGCCAGUGGACCCCCAGAAGAGACCUGAAGGUUUGCCAAACCGAGAAACCUCUCAUUCAAUAAACAAAGCUUUGGUUAACGAGGUUCAUCCUAUCAAGCUACAACCUCAUACGCCACUGUAUGUUUCUGAAUGUUUUGAGGAGAAUAAACAGGAGAAGGAAACACAAGCUAACACUCCCCAUGUCAAGUGCCGUGUCGAUAUUAAGCCAGAUGCCUCAGUUCUCCAGCACACUGCAAGAAAGAUGUCUACUCAUAGAAGUAAUGUUCCCUGGCAGCUCUCCUCUGCAUCAGGGAUCAGGAACCUUUCUUUUUCAAGUCAGAUGCCCACCUCCAGAACGCCUACUCCUAGUGAGUGUUACAGCAUGGAUUACAGGCCAGCACAUCAGUAUUCAAACACCAUGUACAGUAGUUACAUUCAGCCUGGAGAGGUCCCUUUUGAAAGGACUUCCCCUAGAGACCCAAGGGAGUACAGAACCCUGUCUAACCCAAACAUUCCAACCAAGUUCUUCUACACAGAUGAUCCUUGCAGAUAUCCAGCUCAGCCACCCAGUAGAACAUAUUAUCAGGAUGACCAAUACAGUAUUAAUAGCAGUACCAGCCAAAAUCCCUCUCUCAGUAAUCAGUAUGUUCCUGACCCAAGGACUCGCUGGGUUCAUACUUUGCCUGUGCGUUCAUACUAUGGCGAUACUCACCGUGAACCCAUGGAUGCAUACUACAAUAGACCAUAUUCAGUGAGUGAGCCAGGGCCAUACUUCAUAUCUACCCCUCAGACUGAAACAUACUAUCAGGAGGAUCCAAGAGCAUAUACCUUUCCCUCUGACCCUUCAAAGAUGUUAUAUACACGGCCUUGCCAUCACCCAGCAGAUUUACACGUUCCUAUGCGAACAUACCAUACAGAGGGACGCCGCCGCCCACGUAUGUCCCAGGUCUUUUCAGAUGACUGGCACCGGUCAAGUAUUGCUACAUAUUCCAGUCAGUAUGCAUCCUCACAGGCAACCCCUCAGCGAGUCCCAUCGUUAAGCCCCUGGUACCCCAAUGACUUUACUGGGCCAAGCCGUUUAGGCGCAGAUGUCAGGAACUACUCAAAAUCUUGGGACAACAUACUUAUCCCUCACAUGGACAGAGAACAUGGUGUUUCACGAGGCAGGAGUUAUGAGAACCUUCCCCAUCAUGGGAGGCCAGGAGUUCCUCCUAAUAAUAGUCAACAAUCAGUUAUUUUGAACCUUUCUAGUUCACCCAGACGUUAUGCUGCAUUAUCACUCUCUGAAAACUGUCUGGAGAAAUGUGCUAGUGAAAGACAAAACAGUGCCGGGCACCACUGGUUUGUCACCCCAGAGAUUACAAUUACUGAUAAUGAAAUCCAUGCAGUGAACAGCAGCAAGAGAAAUGGGGUAUCUAACAGAUCACAAAGUGCAAACACAACUAAUUUACAGAGAACUUCGAACCCACCUGAACCCACAGUGAGAACAAAUAAUAAUUAUUCACUGCAGCAAAGCCUUGAACAGCUUGACGAGCUGCUCGCUGACUUAGUCAUUGAUUACAAACCUCAAAAUAGCAGGCAACCAAGCACGGAUUUGAUAGACCAACUCAAACAAUUGAUUGAAGAUGAUGGCACAAAAGAAGGGAAGAUGGAAACAGAUCAAGAGGAUUCAGGACUUUUGAACACAGGCUCUUCAAAGACCAGCCCAGAUACACUUAAAGACCCAGAUAGUGGUUGUGAGGGGUUUCAGAGGAGCGUUGAGGAUAUCUCUUUGAACAACAUGACAGAUGAGGAUGACACAAUGGUGUGCUCCAACAGGAAAUGCGUACGCAAAGACACUAGUUUCAAUGCUUGCUUGUACUUCAAGUCUUGCCACAGCUGUUAUACAUACUAUUGUUCCAGAAACUGUAGACGAGAAGACUGGGACAUACAUAAAGAAAGCUGUCUUUAUGGUCGCAUCAGUAGCAUUUGCAGGCAUAUACUAAAACACUGUCGAGAGAACUCUGAAAUUCAUAAAGCCUUUUCACGCAUUGCUAGGGUGGGGUAUCUGUCCCGUGGCAGAGGAGUUCUGUUCCUGGGUUUUCCGAACCCAGGGACUGCAGAUAACUUUCUCCAGGUUGGUCUUGAGAGCCUUAUGAUCUCUCCGACAUAUCUGUCCCUUAGAGAGCUAGACAGUUUCAAAGACAACCUUGGGGAAUACUGCAAAGAUUUGCAGGAUGCAGGCAAGCAGUAUGACCCAACUGAAUGUUUCCUCUUGAAUGUAUCCAUAGCUGUUGGAGACCUAGUGCCUAAAAUUCCUUCACCCAAAUUGCAAACACAUACAGUUCGCAAAUAUGCCAAGGUCUCAUUAGCCUCAUCAAGCCCAGAUAAGAAAAUCUUUAAGAAAGAAUGUGAAAUGGAGACACUAAUUCUCACUCCGCCUCCUGGGACAUCAGAAAUCAACAAGGAGGGCCAAGAAGGCAGGAAGGCAAGAGAGAUUUGUUUCAUUAACAUACAAAGGGAACUUCGUACCAGAGGGGUCUUUCUUCGCCACGAGUUCCCACAAAUAUACACCCAGCUUUGUGAGUUUGUUGAGAGCAACAAAAGAUUCACUCCUACCACUAUCUAUCCCAUAGACAAGAGAACAGGAAAACAGUUCAUGUGUAUGAUCAUGGCAGCAUCUGAACCAAGAAUGCUGGAUUGGGUUGAUGCACCACACCUUUUAGAUGACAUUAUAUAAGCCUAUGCAUCCAGUAUUAUCAAGCAUAUGCUGUGUAUACUAAGAUAUGUAUUUUAAUAGUGAGACUUUAUUUAUAUAUAUAUAUUUUUCUGUCUGCCACUAAAUACUAAAAUUAAUAAGAGUUGCCUGUGGGAUAAAUAGUUAUGUAUAGUACUAAAUAGGAGAUAUGAGCACAUAUGCAUUGUCUUAAAAUCUUAUGCAUUGACUGAACUGUUUUUUUAUGACUAUAUUUAUUGUGAUAGUUCUUUAUGUUCCAGUGGUGAUAUAACAUUUAGGAAACCUUCAAAUUUUCUCUUGCAAUACAAUAGUAUCUCAAAUUCAUUGUCUUUAGCCCCUUGAGAGAAUGAAAAUGCACUUGCAUGGAGAAUGCAUGCUGGCAAGGAAAAGCAAAUUUGAAAAUGGUUGGUCAUGUCUUUAAAACAAAUGAUGCUUAUUGAUCAGAACUGCUGAUAACAGCUUAAUGUCAGGAACCUUCUUUUUUGGAGAAAGUCUAAUAAACUGAAGAGUUUAUUUAGCUGAAGAUUCACUGUGUUGUACAUGGCAACUGCUUUCUAUAUUGUGUUCAUGGAGUAUUAUAUCUAUUUACAUGUUUAAAUCAGCUGAAAAGCAACUUUUAACUCUACGUGACAGGAAAACCUACACAUUUUCAAUAUAUAAAAGAGCUCACUAAUCUUUUCAUCUGAAUUGAAUGGUUAUUUAUCAUAUUCUUUUGAGUGUUUCACAGUAUUCUAAAUUUCUGGUUUUAUGAAGAUCUGCUAUUGAAAAAUUAAUUGAAAGAAGACAGUAUUGAGAUUUAUACAAAUGUAUAUAAAACAUGCUAUUCAUAUUUUAAGAAUUUAUAAUGACUGAUUAAACGUGUAUGCCUAUAUUUAAAAUGUAAUAUUUCAUUAGAAAACUGUCAUUUUUUAAAUUAUUCAGGCAAUGGUGGAAAAUUGCAUUGUAUGUUAGAAAGUGAUAGAUUUAGCACUUUAUUAAACCAGUGAGGAACAACAUUUAGACAGCCCAUUUAGAUGAUGUAAUCAACAGCAUGCACACAACACAACGCCAUUAGUGAUAAUAGCGAUAGUCUUUAUUUCUGUUGCCAUUUUAAAUGCCAUUAUUUAUUUAUUUCAUCUGUUUAUUACCAAUUGUGUUUUGUUGACAAAUGUAGAUAUAUUUCUGCACAGUGGUCAAUAAAUGAAAUAUCCA